AUGCAACUCACAUCCUUGUCCCUCCUCGCGGCCUGGUCCGCUCUCGCCGUCGCGUCACUCAACGUCGGCAGCAGCGGCAACGGAGUCGGGCAGAGCGAAUUUCACCUAGGCGUCAUUCUCCCGCGACAGCAGAGCCGCACCAACCUGCAAGUCUUCUCAGGCGCCCUUGGUGGCACCGGGGCGUCGGCCAUCACCAACUCGGGCGACCCGGAGCGACCGUUUGAGGUCGACGGCGACACUUUUGUAUGCCACCCAUCUAUCUAA
Chaetomium globosum CBS 148.51 is the source of this 264-nucleotide messenger RNA. RefSeq lists its product as uncharacterized. The record is from RefSeq and is a predicted model, not a curated record. The transcript has a single exon. Lineage: Eukaryota; Fungi; Ascomycota; Sordariomycetes; Sordariales; Chaetomiaceae. The coding region runs from base 1 to 264 and encodes 87 amino acids.